Molecule: messenger RNA, 3634 nt
Organism: Diabrotica balteata
Lineage: Eukaryota; Metazoa; Arthropoda; Insecta; Coleoptera; Chrysomelidae
Source: the annotation of a GenBank genome assembly
ACAUAAUAACAAAAUACUGAAAUUUGUCAAUAAUAAAUUGUCAAUAAAAAUAAUAUAAAAUUCAAUUAAAACUACAACACCUCAAUAUUUGCAAUUUCCAUCAGUAUAUGGAGAUUCCUAACCACCAAUUUUCAACACAAAAUUGAUAAAACAUAAGGCAUUGACAAAAUGACAAAAGGGCCAAACCGUCAAAUUUUAAAAUUAUAACCUCAAUAUAUAGUCAUUUUUAAAUAUUUACAAAACACAUCUGGAUCAUCAGAAAAAUAAAAAUGAAAAGAUCUCCAAGGGUAAAUACUAGUGUGGAUGCUAACAUUAGUAGUGUUAUGAUUUCCGAUGAUGAAGAUUUAACUGUGGUAAUGGAACAUUCUCCACCAAAAAGAAUAACUAGAGAGCGUCGUGCUAAGUAUGACAAAAAAUUCUAUACACUAGAGUUAACUUCAGAUGAGGAUGAAAUUAGUGACAAAGAGGACAAGGAUGAAACAUUUGUCUUAGUAGAUAGUGUGAUUGAUGGCAAAAAAGAAUCGUCUACUAAAUCAAAACCAAAGAGAAAUGAAAAUAACAAUUCUCUAAUUGAAAUCACAGAUGACGAAAGUGAUAUAGAAACCCCAGUAAAAAAUACUAGGAAAAGGGCACCAGUUAAAACAAAGCAAUCAACAGUAAAGGUACCGAUUGUAAAAACCACAAUAAAGAAGCCCCAAGUAAAGAAAGAACGAGUUGUAAAAAAACCACAAGUGAAAAAAGAACCAACUGUGAGAAAGACACGAGUAAAGAAAGAACCGACAACACCAAGGAUCAAUAAUGAAUCCAGUUCAUUAGAUGAAACUGUAAAGGCUACUACGGCGCAGAUCAAAAAUGAAAAACUCAUACAAGAUGGCGACGAAACAUUAAAGACUGCCAGUCCUAAGCCCAAUCUAAAAAGGAAAAAUUCCAAAGAUAACGCUAAAGUAAAAUCAGAAGCGAAAAGUGAAUUAAAUCCACCAAAAGCUAAAAAAUUAAAAACGGAAAUGAAUCUGCCAAGUACAAGUUUGGAUACUAAACAUGUUAAUUUAAAUUGUGAAACAACAUGGAAGGAUCAUGAAUUAUUAGCAGAGAAUAUGAGUUUAAGUAAACAUAUUGCUUGGAACGUAAUUAAUCUUUUUAACGAUGGUAGUACAAUCCCGUUUAUUGCUAGGUAUAGAAGAACUCAAACAGGUAACAUGACUCCUGAAGAUUUACGAGAUGUUAAAAGUGCUUAUGACGAUAUCUGCGUCCUUAAACAAAAAAUUAAGACUGUGGUAAACACUUUAGAAAAGACUGGGCAAAAAAAUAAGCAAAUAGAAUUAAUCGUCAAAUCUUCCAAAAGUUUAGAGGAAUUAGAAAUAAUUUAUGCACCUUACAAGCCAGAAGCGAAACGCACUUUGGCAGAAAGAGCCAAAUCAUUGGGUCUAGAGGAGCCUGCUACUGCUUUGUUUAAUAAUACUUGCGCUGUCGAUUUAAGUCAGUGGGUAGAUGUAUCCAAAGAAGAACUAAAAUCGCUUGAGGAUGUUCAAAACGGUGUGAUACAUAUUAUCGCACACAAAAUUUCAACGGAUUCUGAUAUGCUGUCCUUUUUAAGAGAUUUACGGCAGAAUGUCAAUUUUACUUUAGAAACCAAAAAACUUCAUGCUAAACAACCAAAAGCCAAAACGAAGAAGAGUGUUAUACAAGAAAAACCAAUCGAUGAAUUAAAGUUUCAGGUAUACUUCGAUUAUAGUAUUCCAGUGAAGUUUAUUAAACCACAUCAGGUACUAGCCAUCAAUAGAGGGGAACAUCACAAGGUGUUAUCGGUAAAAAUUAAUCCGCCGCCAUAUUUAGUCGAUACCUACAAAAAAUUUUGUUUACAAAAAUAUAUUAAUCGAGGUGUUUACAACGAAGACAGACGUACAUUAGUAGGAGAUGCAUGCAUCGAUGCCUUUAGUAGAUUACUUUUGCCUUCUAUGGUUAGAGAAGUCCGAUCGGAACUAAAAACAAUGGCCGAAAAAGCGUCUUACGAAGUGUUCAGCAAAAAUUUAAAACAGAUUUUAUUAGCAGCACCAAUAAAAGGAGAAAGAAUUUUGGGAAUAGAUCCAGGCUAUCACCACGGUUGUAAACUUGCACUGAUAUCUUCAACGGGGAAAGUUUUGGACCAAGGCGUUAUUUUUCCGCAUUCCGUGUCUGAAGACAAUAGGGAUAAGAGUAAGACUAUUUUAAAAGAUUUGCUGGAUCGACACGAUUGCUCAUUGAUAGGCCUUGGUGAUGGUAAAGCCAGUAAACAGACGGAAGAAUGGUUGUCCCAUUUAAUAAGGAAUAAAUAUUUCCAUCCUAAAGAUGUUAAGUAUACCAUUGUGACUGAAGAUGGCGCUUCAGUUUAUUCAUGCAGCGCAGAAGCCAAAAAAGAAUUUCCAGACAUGGAUACUAAUAUUAUUAGUGCAGUAUCAUUGGCAAGAAGAAUUCAAGACCCUCUAGCUGAAUUAGUAAAAGUCGAACCCAAACACUUAGGAGUUGGAAUGUAUCAACAUGAUCUAAAGAAAAAGACUCUUGAAGAAGCUCUAGACGAAGUCGUGUCUGAAUGCGUUAGUUUUGUUGGAGUUGAUUUAAAUACUGCGUCCCAAUGUUUACUCAGGCGUAUAGCAGGAAUAACAGACAAAAGAGCCACAGAAAUCAUUAAGUUUAGAGAGAAAAACGGCGCAUUUAUUUGUCGCGACCAGCUUCUGAAAGUACCUGGUAUCGGUCCAAAGGCAUUUGAACAAUGCGCGGGUUUUUUGAGGAUUGUACCAACUAACGCAGCAUCUCCUUCCAAACUUAGUAAGAGCUACAAAACUACAAAAUUGGACCAAACCAUUAUUCAUCCGGAAUCAUAUGAUCUUACGAAAAAACUUCUGAAGUCUCUAAAAUUAAAUGAAGAUCAAAUCGGCGAGGAAACGUUAAUACAAGGGGUCCAGACUAUUAAGAGUGAGUUACCUGAAGUUUGCGAGAAGCUGGAUACGAAUGUGGAAACUCUUAACCUUAUAAUUGAUGCCUUGGAAAAACCGUUGAACUACGACUUUAGAACAGAAUCACAGAAUACGUUUUUCGCUGUCGAACUCAAAGACUUUGACGAUGUUUCUGUGGGUGACAAGAUGGUGGGAAGAGUGAAAAAUGUUACGCACUUCGGUUGCUUUGUCGAUAUAGGAAUUUCACAGGAUGCCUUAAUUCAUUCUAGUAAAAUGAAUGGCUUGGAUUUGCAAAUAGGGGACCGUGUCAACUGCGUAGUCCUUACAGUCGACAAAUUGAGACAAAGAAUUGGAUUAAAAGCUAUAUCCAAGCAGUGAUAUUUUUAAAUCGUAUUUGUUUUGUAUUUUCUAGGUUUAAUUAUGUGUUUAUAAUUUUCUUUCUAAUAUACAAAAUUUUCAAUCGGUAAUAAUGGAUGUGAGGAUUUGAUCGUGAUUUCUUUGUCGCUUAUGGUUUUUCUUAUUUAUUUUAUGCAUAAAUAUUUUCUUUGUCAAAUUGUGAAUGAAUGUUAUGCAAAAACUGAAGGUAGGUUUGUCAACAAGUUGGCAAUGAUUUUAAAAAGAUUCGGAAAGAUUAAUACACAAACAUAGGAUGUAGGAUCUUAAAUAGACACAUCUCUUCGUUUUAUUAAGAGAUUAAUAUUAUU